Tarenaya hassleriana is the source of this 1485-nucleotide messenger RNA. RefSeq names its product branched-chain-amino-acid aminotransferase 3, chloroplastic-like. The record is from RefSeq and is a predicted model, not a curated record. Gene Ontology annotation, biological process: branched-chain amino acid metabolic process. The coding region runs from base 91 to 1326 and encodes 411 amino acids. NCBI's taxonomy places the organism in Eukaryota, Viridiplantae, Streptophyta, Magnoliopsida, Brassicales, Cleomaceae. Gene Ontology annotation, molecular function: branched-chain-amino-acid:2-oxoglutarate transaminase activity. Gene Ontology annotation, cellular component: chloroplast. The transcript has 11 exons.
GUGCGCAUCACUUGGAUUUGCGGCCUUCGACCCCUGAAGACCCUCAAUGGUUGGUGGAGCAGAGAGAAGCCGAGAUUCGGGUGAUCCAAGAUGGAGAGGACCGCAGUUUCGCAGGGUAUUAGCCAAAGUUACCUCCUUUGCCCUUCACUCUUCCGCUCUCUCUCCACUUCUCGGAGUCUCCGGUCAUCUCUUCAUCACCCUUCUCUCUCUCUAAAGGUACGGUAUUCCCUUUCUUCCGCUUCUUCUAAUGCCAUGCAUGGCAUUCGAUGCCACCCCGUUUUGUACAACUCCACCAGCACCAAGAUGGCUGAAUUACCGGAAAUAGAAUGGGACAACAUCGGUUUCGGCCUUAAACCAACAGAUUACAUGUUCGUGAUGAAAUGUGGCCCCGACGGGAUCUUCUCUAAGGGUGAGUUGCAGCGUUUUGGGAACAUUGAGCUUAGCCCAUCUGCAUGUGUUCUCAAUUAUGGACAGGGAUUGUUUGAAGGGCUAAAAGCCUACAGAACACAGGACGGGAACAUUCUCCUCUUCCGUCCGGAGGAGAAUGCUAACCGCAUGAUAAUGGGUGCUGAGAGGAUGUGUAUGCCUUCCCCAAUGGUUGAACAGUUUGUCGAAGCUGUGAAGAUGACCGUACUUGCAAACAAACGCUGGGUUCCUCCUCCAGGUAAAGGUUCCUUGUAUAUCCGGCCAUUGCUAAUGGGAAGUGGAGCUGUUCUUAGUCUUGCCCCUGCUCCAGAAUUCACUUUCCUUGUUUAUGUUUCGCCGGUGGGGAAUUAUUUCAAGGAAGGCGUGGCACCGAUCAACUUGAUUGUGGAACAUGAAUCUCACCGUGCCACUCCUGGUGGUACCGGGGGUGUCAAAACCAUCGGCAAUUAUGCUGCUGUUCUAAAGGCACAUUCAAAUGCAAAGGCCAAAGGAUAUUCUGAUGUUUUAUAUCUCGAUUGCGUUCACAAAAGAUAUAUUGAGGAGGUUUGCUCUUGCAAUAUUUUCAUAGUGAAGGAUAAUGCGAUCUGUACUCCUGAGAUCAAAGGGACCAUCCUUCCUGGAAUCACUCGUAAAAGCAUUAUCGAUCUGGCUCGGAGCCUAGGGCUUACGGUGGAGGAACGACGAGUCACAGUGGAUGAAUUGCUAGAUGCUGAUGAGGUUUUCUGCACUGGAACGGCCGUCGUGGUCUCUCCUGUCGGAAGCAUUACGUACAAGGACAAGAGAGUGUCAUAUGGAGAAGGUGGCUUCGGAACAAUCUCGAAACAGCUCUACGACGUUCUCACAAGCUUACAAAUGGGUCUGAGCGAGGACAGCAUGAACUGGACUGUCCAACUUGUUUAAAAGGGGACGCAGGCUCUACCCUUUUUACUGUGUGUGAAAAUCCCCAUUUAGACCUAAAAAAAUAAUAAAUUGUUUACAUUAGCUUUUGAUGAAUCGAAAUAUAUAUGCAUAGUUACAGUUUUAUGGAGAAAGAUAUUAGAGUGGUGGUGGUUUUUGUUU